UAUAUGGAGUUUUCAGGUUAAAAAGAUCAAGUGGCAUGAGUAGCCUUUUGGGGAAAAUUGGAGCCAAAAAGCAGAAAAUGAGCACCCUUGAGAAAUCCAAAUUGGACUGGGAGAGCUUCAAGGAGGAAGAAGGGAUUGGUGAAGAACUGGCCAUCCAUAAUCGAGGGAAAGAGGGGUACAUUGAACGGAAAGCUUUUCUAGACCGAGUGGACCACAGGCAGUUUGAAAUUGAGCGGGAUCUCAGGCUAAGCAAAAUGAAACCUUGAUGUUCUGAGGAUGCUCAGUAGCAGCUCAAUCCUGUUGACAAUGUGAACUUUUUGUGUGUGUGUGAAACAUUUCCAGUGUUCCUCAUCCUGUUUGCCAGCAAGGCCUUUUUUUCUACAUUGAAGUUCCAUCUCUGUAUCUUGAUCUCAUGUGAUUUCAUUCAUUUUACUUUCAAAAGUUCGUCCUUAAAUAAAAGUCAGACCUCUACGAGGCUGGUGAAGAUAAAGAUGUCACUCAUCUUUCCUUUACUCUGCUGCAAAGUCUGACCCAGGUCCACCCAGCACAUCUCAGACCUGUCCCAGGUGGCAGAGGUCCAGUCAGCCAUGGAGGAGAGAGCUGACCAUCCUGCAUGUGAGUUUUCUGGGCCGUAGGUGUUCUCUGGCAUCAGCUCUGUCCCUGAGACCUAGGGAAGGAGGCUUACUGGGGUAAGUGAGCACCAGCCCCUGGGCAUUUGCUCUCAAGUCACCCCAGCUUCUCUCCUGCUCUCUUUCUCCUGUAUGAGAUCCUACUAAUAUGUAAGGCUAGAGCUUGCGGUAUAUUGUUGUCAAAGACGGUGUUUUUCUUCCAACCUUUUUUUUCUGUUCACAAAGAAAAUUGUGCUUACGAUGUGUUCUCACCUGAGUAAUUCUUUUGUCAAAGAUAUUCUGGGCUUCGUGGUGCUUACCACAGGCUGUGUUCUUACAGUGACUAUAUACAUAAAGAGGAGGAAAAGUAAAAGUCAACUCAACUCAGGCCCCGUGCCUGGUCUGUAUUGUGAAUGGGAAGACAUGGGGUAGGAGAAAGGAAAAAAAAGAAUAUUCUGUUCCUAGGGCUAGGAGGGUGGCUCAGGGGUAGAGUGCUUGCCUGGCAUGUACAAGGCUCUCGGUUCAACCCCC
This is a messenger RNA of Castor canadensis (American beaver), 1139 nucleotides long. The record is from RefSeq and is a predicted model, not a curated record. Lineage: Eukaryota; Metazoa; Chordata; Mammalia; Rodentia; Castoridae.